This is a messenger RNA of Falco peregrinus (peregrine falcon), 13673 nucleotides long. It is a transcript of the gene MAP4, whose product is annotated as microtubule associated protein 4. The coding region runs from base 282 to 8489 and encodes 2735 amino acids. Gene Ontology annotation, biological process: microtubule cytoskeleton organization; neuron projection development. Gene Ontology annotation, molecular function: microtubule binding. Gene Ontology annotation, cellular component: neuron projection. The transcript is spliced from 24 exons. NCBI's taxonomy places the organism in Eukaryota, Metazoa, Chordata, Aves, Falconiformes, Falconidae. The record is from RefSeq and is a predicted model, not a curated record.
GAGCCCGCCCGCGGCGCUAGCAGGGUACUGCGCUCGGCGUGAGGUCAGCGCGGCUCCGUUCCCUCCUUCUCCUCCCCUAGCCGGGCCCGCAGGGGAGAGUGACACUGACCAGGCGGCUCCGUCCCGGCGGCAGCCCCCCGCGCCCCCCUCCGCUUCUGAUAAGCAGUUUCUGAGGACUGAAGGACCGGCUAAAGGGAACACCUGCUUUUGAGGUCUGCAUACAGAGAUCAAUUUGUCUGGAGAGCUUCCAUAAUAACUAGAGGUUGCAGAGGUGCUAAAGGAUGGCUGACUUGGAUCACAACCUGAGUCUUGCGGAUGCUCUGACAGAGCCGCCUCCUGAGAUUGAGGAAGAAGUGAAAAGGGACUUCAUUGCCAGUCUGGAAGCAGAGAAAUUUGAUGAUGUGGUUGGAGAAACAGUAGAUAAAACAGACUAUGUUCCUCUGCUGGAUGAUGAUGAUGAAAAAGCUGGGAGCCAGGAGCCAAAAAGCAAACCCCAUGCAGAUGGUAUUCAGGGGGAACAUACUUCAGCUACUGGGCCGACAGUUCUAGAAAAUGGUGACCAUGGAAUAGAAGAUCACCGCACAGUAUUCCCAGGAGAAAUCAUGGAUGAAAAGCUGUCUUACAAAGAAUUUCUCGAUCGCAAUGAGUCCUGGACGAUGGACGACAGAGACCUGUGCUUUGAAUCACAGCCCGUAUUCAGACCCAUGGAGAUGGCUGACCCCUUCAGCACGCACAGAGGGGAGAAUCUGCCUGACUUACUGUUCCCUACUGACAUGAAGAAUGUGCCACUGUUUACAGACCAUGUUGAUGCUUCCAGAGACAUCCAUGCACCACAUGGAUCUGUGCUGGUACCUGAACAACCUUUCUUGGGGCCCCUGUAUUCUCCUGCAGAGGCUCUAGAUCCAUCAGCCUUCAUGGGCCUGGAUUCAACUGCAGAUUUUCUGCAAGCUGAAGAAGAACAUUGGAUGGGAGCUCAGCAUGAUGUGAAGGGACCAGAUGCCUCUUUCUUUGUUGAGCCACCAGUGUCCUCCACCAUGACAGAAGCAAUAAAGGUGAAUUUGCCGGAAAGCCCCAUGGCAGCGGCUCCUGGUUUCGUUCCUACUGCAGUAGCAGCACCCCCAGGAGAGGCUGAUGCUGCUGGUGGACCUAAAGGUGUGGCAUCAGAUUCAGCGUGUGUUCCUGCCUCGGAUGUCAUGUCUGUUUCUGCAGAAAAAGCUGGGUCCAUCCUUGCAGAAGACACCAAGCCGCCUGGAGCUCUGGAUGCUGGAUUUGCACCUCCAGCCAAAGCCAGCCCUCUUCUGGAUGUUGCGUUUGCUUCUGCACCAGAAGCCAAACCUCCUAAUGCUGUCAAUGAUGCAUCCGUCCCAGCGGCAGAUACUGGCUUCAGCCCAGCAGCAGGUGCCAUGUCCCAUUAUACUAUGGAUUUGGAGUUUGCCCCAGCAGAAGAUGCAGGGUUUGCCCCAGCAGCAGAUGUGGAAUCUCACCAUGCGAUGGAUUUCUCAUUUGCCCCAGCAGCAGAUACUGAAUCUCCUCAUGCUAUGGAUUCUGAGUUUGCCCCAGCAGCAGAUACUGAAUCUCCUCAUGCUAUGGAUUCUGAGUUUGCCCCAGCAGCAGAUACUGAAUCUCCUCAUGCUAUGGAUUCUGAGUUUGCCCCAGCAACAGAUACUAAAUCUCCUCAUGCUAUGGAUUCUGAGUUUGCCCCAGCAACAGAUACUAAAUCUCCUCAUGCUAUGGAUUCUGAGUUUGCCCCAGCAACAGAUACUAAAUCUCCUCAUGCUAUGGAUUCUGAGUUUGCCCCAGCAACAGAUACUAAAUCUCCUCAUGCUAUGGAUUCUGAGUUUGCCCCAGCAACAGAUACUAAAUCUCCUCAUGCUAUGGAUUCUGAGUUUGCCCCAGCAACAGAUACUAAAUCUCCUCAUGCUAUGGAUUCUGAGUUUGCCCCAGCAACAGAUACUAAAUCUCCUCAUGCUAUGGAUUCUGAGUUUGCCCCAGCAACAGAUACUAAAUCUCCUCAUGCUAUGGAUUCUGAGUUUGCCCCAGCAACAGAUACUAAAUCUCCUCAUGCUAUGGAUUCUGAGUUUGCCCCAGCAACAGAUGCAGAGUUUGCCCCAGCAGCAGAAGUCAACCACCAUCAUGCUAUGGAUUCUGGGUUUGCUGCUGUAGCAGAAGCCAAGCCUCCUUCCACCAUAGAUUCCAGGUUUGCCUCUGCAGAAGCUAAGUCUGUCCCUGCAGCUGACACCAAGAGUGUUGCAUCUGAAGAGCUGAUGACGUCUAAGUCUUCUCUUGAGCAAGACAAGUCACCCUUCGACAAGCCUCUUGCAGAAGCAACUGCAAAUGUAGAACAAGAAUCAAAAGUCCCAGAAGCUUGCGUUGGUCUUCUAGAAAAAGCUGAAGACAGCCGACCACCUCCCAGCCACCAUGAAGAGCAUCUUCCAGAACAGACAAACCAUAUUUCAGAGCCUGCAGUUCCAGUAGAAGCAAAAGAAGCUGUUUCACUAGAAAAUAAAGACCUCCUUCCGGAAAAAUCUGUUACUGCUGUGGAUGUGACCGUUACAGAGAAACAAAAGGAGGCGGCUGAACACAACCAUGUCCAACAUGCAGAACCUCAGCAAGAAAAAGCCCUGCAGGAGCCCACAGGUCUACCUACUGCACAAAUAAGGCAAGCUAACAAAUCAAGUGAACGCAGGUUUGGCAGAGCAAAACCUGCACCAGUGCCCAUUACAGAUGUACCAGAGGAACGUCUAAUAGGUAUCCCACAACAGAAGAGUACUGACCCAAAAGUAGACCCCUGUUCUGUAGUGGAACUCAGAUGUGUUGCUGGAACAUCCCCUCGCAGUAGGUUUUCACAUAAGAAGGCGACUGAGCAGCCAUCUGGUGUGCUGUCGGAGUCUGUGGAGAGCUGCGGAGAUCUGCCAAGGGAGAGCUGGGAUUUGGAAGGUUCUCUGGCCAUUGUGAAGAAAAAGAAAAAGAAACCAAAACAAAAGAGAAACCAGCUGCCAAGAACAAUGGAGUUCUGGGAUGAAAAUGUAACAGUCUCAAAAGCUCCUAGAAACUCUCCGUUUGCUGCUGAAUUGCGAAAACCAGAUGCGUGUCCUGUAAUGCCUGCUGAAACUCACAGAGAGCAGUCAGUUGCCUCAGGAAGCAGAGCUUCAGGUAUGCCAAAGGAUGCUAAAAUAACAACUGGAAGUCCUAUCCUGGGUGAACAAAAUGCCUUCUCAGUGCCAGCACCAGGACAGCAGGCCCCAAAGCCCAGUGCACCGUUAGAAUCUGUGUUGGAUGCAAAAAAUGGGGUUGUCAUGAAAACAGAAGAAACGAGAGAUGGUAGUUUGAUGCUGCAAUCUAAAGGCAAAAGAAAAGAAGUUCCCGUGGAGCAGGUAGGCAAGACUAAGGUGGGGGAAUCUGUUACAGCAAAGGGGCCAAUCAAGCCUAUGGAGAAAGAUUUUCUUGAUAAAAAUGAGAAGAGGGAGUAUAAGGAGUCAAAAAGUGCUGACCUGAUGGCACCUCUUUCAGAAGCGAUCCAUCUAAGCAAAGUGGAAGCUGCUUUACAGACCAAACCUUCAGAAUUGCUCCUUUCUGAUAAAGAUAAUGAGGCUAAAUGCAUAUCUCCCAGGCGUGAGGCAUUCAGUGACACUGUCCAUCCUGAGCUUCAGACUUCCAGUGGAUCACUGGAAGCAGCAGCAAAGGAAGGAGGUAGUUGUGAAAAAAGCAAAGGGGUUGAAAAUGAAGCCUGCAAACAGCCUGCUGUUCUAGAGGCUGCAGCGCGGUUGGACAAGCUUCCUAACGAGCCAGAGGCAGCCGAUGAAGCUAAAACCAUGUCCUUGGAUAAGUGCAUGGCCAUUGACUUUAGUACUUCAGGGGGGGUAUUGAAGACCCCAACAGAUACUACUAAAAUGCCUGUUACACCAUUAGUUGUACCAAAACCUAAGGAAGUUACUGCUUUGCAAAACAGAAAGGCUGAUGGUUUUUCAGAGCAGCCAUUUCUUCUGUCGGAUAAAUCUGAUGCAACCAAACUUCCCACCUCCGCUGAAGCAGUGGGCAGAAUGAUGGUAGCAGAUUCCCCUGAUAAAAACAAAGGGAAAGGAUUUAUUGCGUUAGAGCAGCAGACUGGAAAAGAUCCCAAUAUUGCAUAUGGGAUGGACAGACCUAAAAAAAAGCGUGGUGAAGGGAAAGUAAAAAAAAUAAAAAGCUUCUCAGAGCAGAUUAUGUUUUCGGAGGAUCUAAGCGAACCUACUGGUGGAGUGAGGACAGGUGAGGUGAUAAAAGAAAUAGCUUACCCGGAUAAAGGCAGAGGUUUUGCUUCUAGAGGACAUCCAUCAGUAAGCAUUACACAUGCAUAUCCUGCAGACGAGCCAAAAAAGAGAAGUAGUGAUGGAAGAAGUAAAAAAGGUGACAAAAGUUUUUUCCAGCAGCCUUUUCUUGACAAUAAGAUGGAUCCAAGUAGUUUUCCUGAAAUAAUUGAUAAAACUAAGGAAGUCAGUGAUAAAGGCAGAGAGAGGGGCUGUAUUACUGCUGAGUGUUUUAGGGAGAAUACACCAGAUAUAACUAAAACACAAAGGCCAAUUGAACUGGUAACAGAGGAGCCUAAAGAAAACACUGGGGAAAAGGAAAUAGCUGAUUUGGGUGCUUUAGACCAACCAUUCCUGCAGGAGAGUAGGAGAGAGGCAGCAAAACAUCUUGCUAUGGCUGGCCCACUCAGCCAAACAAAAGAGGUUGAUUUGGUUAAUAAAGGCAGAGAGGCUGGAAUUAUCUCUGCAGGUGAAUCAGUUGUGGUAAAUUCUGAUGCAACACUGGUGGCAGACAAACCUAGGAAGAGGUGUAGUGAUGGGAAACAAAAAAGUCCUUUGGGGCCGGCAGCUGUCUUGGAUGCUGAGGUGGAAACAAGCAAUCUUCCGAGCAAAGAUAAGGUGGCUGGAAGCACAAAAGACAGGACCUUUGGUAAAGAUCCCGUGUCUGGUUUUGAAAAAGAGCUUUUGCUGGAGAAUCAGGCAGGUAUAACCAAAAAGGUGCUGGAAAAGCCUGAAAUACAGUGUGGCAAUAGAAGUUUCUCUAAUCAGCCAAUUCUUCCAGGUCGUGAGACAGUAGAGCCAGAAAUAGUCAACACUAAAGAAACUUGGCCCAAGAGUAAAGGUAGGGAGCUAGGUACACCCGAGCCUCUCCCAGAGCACAGGAGAGACGCAGCCGUAGCACAUAGCCCAACCAAGGAACCGGUGAUGGAGAAGCCCAAGAAAAAAAGCAGAGAUGUGAAAGGCAAAAAGGCUGAAAAUAGUCUUGAGCAUCCUGCUGCACUGGGUCCAGGUAACGCCCCUGCAGUAGGUGAACAGGUGGGAAAUAUUAAUCAAAUUCAGCCUUUUGAUAAAGGCAAAGAGACUAGUUCCGGUACUUUAGCAAGUCUGCUAGAUGACUUAACUGAUACUACUAAAGUGCAAGCUCCUGCUAGUCCUCCAGAGCCAGAAAAAUCACACGCAAGUAGUAAAGACAAAUGCAAAAAGACGGAGGCUAACUUACAGCAGCCAUUUCUUCUGGAGCAUAAAGCAGGUGCGGAACUGUUUCCUCCUUGUAACGUGGAGGUAACUGACAAACCUGAGGCAGAAGCUCCUGCUCCGUGCAGGGAGGUGGGUAGACUCGCUAUCCUAGAGCGUCCAGCAGCGGCAGCUCACGCUCAGGCUGCAGUAACUGAUAGAUCUAAAAAGAGGGGUUAUGAUGGAAGCAGUAAAAAGGCUAAAAAUGCCCCUGAACAGCCUGUUUUUCCAGAGACAAAACCAAAGAGGACUGAAGUGCAGCCUCCCAGGGGAUCUGAGAUGGCAUAUGGAAUGGAAGACAUGGAUUUUGUUGAUGAAAACAGAAAUAUUAAAAACUUUCCUACUGGCCCUCAAAUGCUUUGGAAUAAUAAAGGAAGCCACUUUGAACCCUUUGCUCAGACUGCAGUAACUGGCCCCAGUAACACCGGUGAUGUUUCUCCUGGCUUCCCAAAGCAGGCAGAUGAGGCUGCAAGAAGUGAGGGGCUUCCUCCUUCUGAAGCAGUAGCAGAGAAAAGCAGCAAAGAGCCCGGAGCUGGUGCUAAGAAGGAAAUACAGACGCAGAAAUCUUGUGAGCAACCGAUCAAUCUGGGGCACAAAGAGCCUGGAAAAGAGAUUUCAAAGAAAGAUGGUAAAACCAAAGGGACUGGUUCCCAGGAUAGCAGUGAGGCAGGGAAACCACUUUCUUUGGAUCAUUCAGUUAAAUGGGACAUUAAAUCAAAGAAGGACGAAGUUCACCUUUCUCCUGGGGCAAAGGUGGGUGAUAAAGAAGUAAGAACCACUGAUAAAAAGCACAACACUGACAACACUUCCUCAGACCUUCCUCAGAAGGUGGCAGAUUCAAAAAACAGACCAGCUCCUGUAGAUGCCAAAGGGACAGAGAAACCAGAAGCAACCAUCUCUUUUGGAGAGAAGGCCACUGGGUGCAUUUCCCCAGAACUUGCAGUGACACCAGAGAGCAAAGCAGAAGCAACUGUGCCGCGGGCUGUGGCAGAAGCGUCGAUGGAGAAUAAAGCUGAAGGGGCUGAGCUGGAUGGAGGCAAGAAGAAUGAGCAGAGCUCGCUGAAGUGCUUGGGCAGUUUGGACAAUAAAGCGACUGAAGCAGAGGCUGCAGGUUUAAACCCGACAGCUGCCCAGACAACCAAAAUUGGUCCUGAAGGUGACCAUAAAGGUCAUCCUCAGCCUGCAGAAGAGGAUGCUGCUUCCGCUGGGGAAGCUCACCUGAAGGAUGCUGCGGCGUUGAAGACUGAAGUAGAUAAACCUCAAGAUGCAACUAAAGAAAAAGAAGAAGAAUGUGAACAAAAAGCCGUGAAGGAGGCAAAGAAAGAGAGAGUUAAAGCAGCAGAACAGAUAAAAGGCUACAUGAGACCCACAAAGGCAAGAGGGGUGCCGACUCUGCCAGCCAGGUCUGCUGCUCCAGACACAGAGAAACAAAGGCAGCUGAAACCCACUGGUAUGAGCCGGCAGAGGCAAGAAAAAGCAAAACCAGAGGAGACCAAACCAGCUGAAGCUGUGACAGGGAACGAUAUCACAGCACCUCCCAACAAAGAGCUUCCUCCCAGCCCUGAGAAGAAGACAAAGCCUGCCGCAUCCACAUCAUCUGCAAAGCCUGCAGCAACGAAAGCCAGGCCCCUGUCCGCUACCAGCCCUAAGCGGCCAGCCUCUGCCACGCCUGGCCCAAACAAAAAACCCACGAGCCCUACUGCAGGUCCUACUCCAGCCACUACUGCUAAACGCCCAGCCACCAGUACUACACGUCCCUCCACCUUAACUCCAAAAGAGACUAAACCAAAGGUUGCAGAUGCGAAGACCGCAGAGAAGCGGACCUCACUGUCAAAGACUCCAUCAUCUGCCUGUCCUAAAACUACUGUCAGGAGCACCCCUACUACUCCUAGGACCACAGCAGCAUCACCGGUCACUGCAACCACUGCUGCAAAAAAUACUGCUACUUCUCCACCGAAGCGGCCCACAUCUAUCAAGACUGAUGCAAAGCCUGCAGAUGCUAAGAAGACCUCUGCGAAGUCGCCAUCAGCAGACUUGAGCCGCCCUAAGAGCGCUACUGGGAAUGUGGUAAAAAGUAGCGCCACAACUCCUACCACCACUUCCAGUGCACCCACCUUACCUGGAGUAGCCACCAGUCGUCCCAAAACCAAGCCUGCUGCAACCAAACCCACCACAACCUCAACUGCAACAGCAGAUGCUAAAAAAACAACUGCGAAGGCUCCGACUAAACCUGUUUCCAAGCCUUCUCGCCCGACCAGCAGCGUUUCUGCUCCAGAUCUGAAAAAUGUACGUUCCAAAAUUGGAUCAACAGAUAAUAUUAAGCAUCAGCCUGGCGGAGGAAAGGGGAAAAUAGAGAAAAAGACAGAAUCAGCCGCUGCUGCACGAAAGUCUGAACCCAGUGCGGUCUCUAAAAUGGCUACUACUAAAACAACCGUAUCAAAAGAGGGUGCCCCAAAACAGCCCAAUGGGAAAGUCCAGAUAGUCUCCAAAAAAGCGAACUACAGCCAUGUUCAGUCCAAGUGUGGUUCCAAGGACAAUAUUAAGCAUGUCCCUGGAGGUGGGAAUGUGCAAAUCCAGAACAAGAAAGUUGACCUUUCCAAAGUGUCCUCGAAGUGUGGCUCUAAAGCAAAUAUCAAGCAUAAGCCAGGGGGAGGAGAUGUCAAAAUUGAGAACCAGAAGCUGAACUUCAAGGAGAAGGCCCAAGCCAAAGUGGGUUCUCUGGACAACGUGGGACACUUGCCAGCAGGAGGAACUGUGAAGAUUGAAUCUCACAAGCUGAUGUUCCGUGAGAAGGCCAAGGCUCGCACAGACCACGGAGCAGAAAUCGUCGUCUCCAAACCCCUCAACCCUCCCAGCAGCACUUCCCCCCGGCGUAGCACAUCCGUCAGCGAGAGCCUGGGCUCAGUCGCCUCCUUGUCACCGCUGCAACAGCCAGCGCCCCUUGCAGCGCUUUCUCAGCAAGGCUUGUGACCCUUCCCAGCCCCGUCCCCCCCCCCCCACCCCCCCCCCCCAGAGUAACGCAGCUUGGCUCUCUUAACCCGGCGUCUGGCUUCAGGUGGGAAGGGGACAGCGUUUAGCAGGGCUAGCGUCCCUUUCGGCUGCGCUGACUUCUCGAAGCACCCUGGAGGCUCGCCCCUGCCCGAGCGUGCCAGGCUUCUGGUGGUCCCUUCUUGGCUGGAAAAGGUUUCCCUCCCUCUCCGCGCCUCGUCCCUUUGGCUUUUAGGGGGAUGCUAGAGUGAGCGUUAAUGUCGUGUGCGGGGAUGGGCACCCGGGGGCUCCCACAGGGCCUGGGCGGCGGGGGCUGGGGAGGAGCAUGCCUGUGCUGCUGGUGGCUGAAGCCAGGCCAGAGUUGAUAGGGAUAAGCUGUGAUCUUUCUUUCUGUCUUUUUUUUUUUUUUUUUAAGAGAAAAAAAAACCCACCAACAAACCUUUUCCUCUUUGCUGCUUCAGUUUCCGCUGAUCCUGUUUGAUGAUGAUAUAUAUUAUACACACACGUUAGGCUGUUUUAACUGUUGACUUUAACCUUUUAUUCUUUGUGACAAUGUGUUUGAUGAUUUAUUGUGCUACAAACCCAUGCUAAGUUUCCUUAUCUCUUUCCUUCUUUUCCUAACCGUAGGAGAGUAGAGACAUUAACUGCUGCUGCAGUGCUGGCUUCUUAUUGACAUAUCCAGCAAUUGUAACUUUUUUUGUUGUUGUUUUGUUUUUGGGGUUUUUUUAAUAUUUUAAAACGAUGGAGCAAAUUCAUGGGAUUAAGCCAUGUCUGAAACGAAAGGCACAAGAAUGUGUUAAAGGAGAACUUGCUGUAACAGAUAGACGAAGCCUGUGUUGACUGCAGCGAGACGUGUUGAAUCGAUGCUGGUAAAACCUCCUGUAGGGCCAAACCGCCAGCCCUGGAGCAUGCCUAGCACCUUUGGCGCAUUAGCAAGGCAAAGGCGGUUUAUUUAUUAACUGCAGCCAAAGCCCUGGGACUGAUCUUUUUUGGCUAGGGCCUGAGGUCUGGAGGAAAGGCAGGAGGCUGCUUUCGUGGUGGAGUUGCAGGUUGACGCAGGCCGUGAGUUCCGAGGCAAAAGCAGGUCUGUGGCGUGCGUGUGUGUGGUUUUAACAGAGGCUGAUGUGUGGGAAACUGUAUUGUCAGGCCGAGCAGGUAUGGUGGGAGGCCGAGGUGGGGAAGCAGGGAAAGGGCAUCUCUCAUCGGGGCGUGAGGCAGGGGUCGCAGAAGGUCUGUGGAGGGCUGGGAGGGAGGCCAGAGCCCUUGGCUGGGGCAGGGGAGGCAGGUUUCUAAUGCCGGGGAGUUGCAGCUCUGACUAGGAAGGAGAUUUACCUACUCUCUGAGGUGCGAGCUCCUCGUUUCAUGUUGCAAAUGACACUAAAGAAAUGAAAUGUAAAUAAAUUUAAAAAAAAAAAGUGUUCUUGGGUCGUCAAACUAAUUUAAAGAAAAAAAAAAAAGGCGGAAUAACGAAACACUGGGAUCAAAGUGAACUGAACCAGGCAUGUGCUAAGGGGGGUUGUUCAAGGAGGGGACAGAGGGAAGCCUGCAGCUUCUCAUGCUUGUGGGAAUAUUUCUUUGGGAAGCUGACAAUGACACGAUAACCCGGAAUCUGUAUUUACACACAAAGAUUCUUAUUGCACUUGUAUUUUUUAUAUUAAAGUUUGCAUGAUUUCUAAUAAAAUGGCAUUAAAAUGUACUAGUUUGCAUCAAAGUCGUCUGCUAGUUUCGUAAGUGCUUUUUCCUCUGAAUACAAAUUUAAAUAAGCAAUGCAGAUUUGCACCUGAAAGGGGCGGUUAUAUAUACCCUAGAAAACUCCCAGUGCUUCCCUUCCUCUUCCUCCUGCUCCUCCUCCUCCUCCUCCUCCUUCUCCUCUUCUUCCUCCCCACCUCUCCCUUCCAUGCCACAUCCCCCUGAUCCCAAACCAGGUCGCUCCCUGCCCUGGUGCUGUGUGUGCUGAGUGGCCUCGGCCAUCCCUGCUGCCGCGCCACCCCACACCGGCUGGCACGAACCUGGCCAGCUCUGCGGAGGGGAAGGCCAGAGCUGGGGAGGGGGCCGAAGCUGCCCUCCUGCCCUGGGCUCUGGGCUGGGCUCAGAAACCUCAUUUCUUAAAAGAGCCGAGCUGUGUUGGGAUGCUCGGGAGCACUCCGGCCGGUCCCAUGGUGCUGCCUCCGACCACCCGUUCACCUGCAUGCCGCCCUCCGGUAUAUAUCACUGCCCUUUCGCUGACGCUUCCUUCUUUCUCUUACUGCUAAAUUCUAAACACCAGUUUGAUCUUGUCAAUCUUGCGGUUGGUUUUGGUCUGGUUUUUUUUCCAGCACUUGAAUUGAGGGGAAGUUCGGAGGAGACCGAGAGGAGAGCAGGCUGACGGCCUCAGGAGAAGGCAGGGGCUGGGUGAUCCCAAGCUGUGCUGUGGAACCGCUGCGGGUGAGGGCAGGCAGGACGGCGGCGGGGGGCAGGCAGGUGCUGUGCAGAGGGUCUGCGGUGUGGGGCCCCGUGUCCCUGCCCGCAGUCGUGCUGGUGAGCGGCUGUAGGUCGAGGCAGGGAUGGCAGGUCCGGCAGUGGCUGUGGUUAACCAAAGAGGAAAGGGAAGCUGAAAUGUCGAGUUCCUCUCGCUGCCCUGCCGGGGGGUGCGAUGCCCGGGCAGCGGGAGGCAGCCGGCUCGUGGUUCAGGCGCUGCAGGAGGGAAGGCAAGUGGCAAAAUUGCACUUUAUCUUCUGAGACUGCAAAAAAAAAAAAAAAAAAAAAGGGCAAAAAGCAAGCAAACCCCUGAUGCCCUGCAAAGGGACAGCGACACCACCUUCUCCUCCUGCACUGCUUUGAUGUGACGUACUGACUGUGCGGCAGCCCCAGCCGGGGCUCCCGCGGCGGCGGUGGUGGCCAGGCCCGUCUGACCGUGCCCAUACCUUCCCAGCCCGUCGGGCAGCUCGGCUGACCACGGACCAGCCGCCCCGCGCUUCUGUGCCACUUUCUCUAACACUUGUUGUGCCUGUGUUUAGCUGACAAACUAAAUCCAGAUACACUCGUUUGGUGUGUUUUUUUCUAGGACAGCUUCAGUUUUAAUAUGGAUUUUCUUUUUUUAUUUUAAGGAAACGGCUGUACAUAUUGCUAGCCUGGGAAGAGAUCCAUGUGUGGUGAAAAUGAUUUUAGUUUCCUAUCUGGAGAGUGGGAGUGAGCUGGUUAGUGCUGAGACCUUAAGUGGAGGCUGCGGAGCUGCGAGCUGGCCGAGCGCUCGCCCAGCCGGGCAGAGCAGGGGAAGGAGCCGUGGUCGCCUUUGGCUUCGCCUAGGGCUAGAGGUAGCGGAUUCUCUUGGGGGGGGCGGGGGGGCGGGGGCAGAAGAGUUGUGGUCUGAAUUGGAUGCGACUUGAAUGUACACGCUUGUGUCCUGAGAUGCCUCCUGUGGGUCCUGGCUUUCUCUGGAGCUGCACUUUGCGUGACUGCGCUGGGGGCGGCAGCGUGGGGUGCGGGGGGGUCAGGGCAUGGAUUCGGGGAGAGGGGAGCAGGCAGGCGCUGGUGGUCUUGGUCGCCGCUGGCUGCGGCACAUGCCGGAGCACAGGCACCGGUGCUCCGUGCCGGAGCCUGCGCCUGCCUCGGGCAAGGUGCUCAGCAAAGACCUUUCCUGAGUCCCCAAGGUCGCGGUCAGGGUGAGCGUUGGCUUGGAGGGGCCUGAGGGGCUCAGGCGUGGAGCGGGCAGCACAGGCAGCGGUGGGGCUGCGGUGCGGUGGGGAGGGCUGGCUGGGAGCCCCUGCCCGGCCCUCGCGGGGUCCCCCCAGGAUCCCAGCAUCGCAGGCAGGAGGGUGUCCCCACUGCCCGGGCUGCUCAGCUGGGGUGGUUCCCUGCACAUCAGUGGCAUAUGCAGUUACUUUGGGGCUUUUUAUAGUUAAGGUACAUUCAAGUAACCAAGUUUGUGGGCUUGAGGCCAGAGGAGCAGGAGGCGGGAGCCAUGGUGGCGUCGCUGCCUGGCACGUGCCUGCCCUGGGUCAGAGCCCUGCAGCAAAGUGAAUGUAGUUUUCUACGCUGACCCUCACCGCUGUCCCCCACGUAGCAUCGGUGUGUGAGUGGGGCUGUAGGACCCUUGUGUGUUUGUGUUGUUUAGGCAGAAUUUCUAGUUUUCUUGAACUGUGGCAGGAGCUUGAUGUCAGUAACAACCUCGGGGGUGGCUGGAUGGGGAGGGGGGGACUGGCCGAGCCCCUCCUGAGCCGGUCCUGGCUCCUCAGUGCUGGCCCUGCAGAAGCCGCAGCUGGCGGGGGGCAGCAGCCCCCAGGCUCAGGAGCAAUUGUCACCCGACGGCCCUCCCGGCCCGGGCGGCCUGUGAGCAGGGUUGGAGGGAACUGCUCGGGAGGCAGCAGCGGGAGCUGCUCCAUCUGUCCCUCCUCACCGCCCGACACCCCGCUAGAGCCCGCAGGCGCCUUUCCCAUCUCCCGUGCUCGAGUCUUGCUGGCCGCCAGCCGGUGUCACGCGUCAGAGCAGACACGAGGCUCCUGCCUUGCAUCCGUCGUGACCGUCCCACCCCAGCGCUCAGCACUGCCCGCAGCUUCGGUUACCCCUGACGUAGGUACCACCGGUAAAGGCGCAGUGGUGGACAUGAGGGGGGGGGGUCGGACCUGAGUGGCCGGUGUGGCUGGGGGUGCAGGGCCCACCAGGCUGACCCGGCUCUUGGCUCCUUCUGUGCUCUCAGGAAGUCAUUUACCCUCCCUGCCUCAGCUCCCCCAUCGCCGAGGUGGGGACGCUACUACUUACCUCACCGGGCUGUUGUGAGGAGCGAGCAGUGUGUAAAGUGUUCUUUAAAUGUGACGUAUUACUACUAGUAGUAUUAUUUUUGUGUCACGGGGUUACUCGGCAGCAGCACCCUCCCCUCCGCGGCAGCGGGCGCACGGGGGGUGAGGGCCACUGCUGGCCCUGUACGCGGUGGGGUGGUGCUGAGGGGAGGGGGGGGGGGGGGCUGGGCCGGGGGGUUAGUGCUGGGUGUAAGGGCCCAGACAACAGCUCGGGGGGGUGGGGGGCCGGGCAGACCCCUCCCGCCCCGCAGUGGAUCCCUACCGGUUUGCUUCUGCCUUUCUGUCGCCCUCCCACGCGGGGCUGUGGCCGUCAUCCCCUUAGCAGCAUUUCCCGACUUGAUGUUGUGAUUCUUACUAUUGUAAAAGGUUGAAAUAAAGCUUCUAGAUGUUC